This is a messenger RNA of Ruditapes philippinarum (Manila clam), 1364 nucleotides long. RefSeq names its product PE-PGRS family protein PE_PGRS5-like. Lineage: Eukaryota; Metazoa; Mollusca; Bivalvia; Venerida; Veneridae. The transcript is spliced from 5 exons. The record is from RefSeq and is a predicted model, not a curated record. Bases 673 to 1272 code for a protein of 199 amino acids.
CGUGAAUUAUACCAACUGAAAUGAAAGGAAUUAAGAAGAAGUAACUAAAGAUACAAUUUUGUCUUCAUAUAAAUACUUUAUUUUUGUAAUAACAUACAUGUAUACAUUAUCUAUUUAAAGAGACUCUGGUUUGAUAUCAAUGUUGAGGUAAUAAACAAAAACAUGAAUGACUGUAAAAACACUGUAGUUCUCACGGGAUUAGGAAGUGAUAUCAAGAAAGAGGAUUUUAUCCAACAUUUCAAACGUUUUGGAGAAAUACUAAAAUGUAACCUGGUAACUACAGGAUCGGAAGGGAGAGUGACAUAUGCCGACUCUAAAACUGCGGAAAAGGCUAUUAAAGAACUUGAUGGAAAAGAAAUAAACGGAAAUGUGAUCAAAGUUAAAGUGAUGGACAAGUGUCAUAACAACGAUAAUAUUCACGAUGCAGAUUAUGGUAACAACACAACAAACAACCAAAAUGAUUGACAUUGUGAUGAACACCACAAAAAAAACUUUGGUGGCGGUAAAGGUGGAAAAGGAGGCAUCGGAAGUUCGAACGUUCCAAGUGGAAAUGAUGGUGAAGAUGGCGAACCGGGUCCUGGGGGAAAAGGUGGUGCAGGUUGUUAACCGGCUAUAACUAAUCCAAAACUUGGUAAAAGGGCCUUUGAAUCAUAUGAUGGAUUGGCUAAUAAUAUGAAGAACAAAUAUGAAUGUUCCGGUGGUGGAAAGGGUGGUAAAGGUGGAAUCGGGGGUCCGAACGUUCCGUGUGGACAUGACGGUGAGGACGACGAGCCUCGUCCUGGUGGUAAAAUUGGUGACGGUGGUAGACCAGCGGUAUCAAAAAAUGACUAUACAUGGAAUGGUAACAGGAACAACGAUCCAUGGUUUACAAGAUGGUUUGGUAUUGGAGGGCCUAAAACGACAAAUGAGGAAGAACAUAAUUCAUCAGGAGACGGAAGAGGUGGAAAAGGCGGAGUAGGUUACAAUAAUGUUCCAAGUAGACAUGACAGUGAGGACUGCGAACCUGGUCCUGGUGGUAAAGGUGGUGCAGGUGGCACACCAGCAGUGUCGAAAAAUGCCUAUACACGGAAUGGUAACUGGAACAACGAUCCAUGGUAUACAAGAUGGUUAGGUAUUAGAGGGCCUAAAAAGACAAACGAGCAAGAACAUAAUUCUUCAGGCGGUGGAAAAGGCGGAGUAGGUUACAAUAAUGUUCCAAGUGGACAUAAGGGUGAAGACGGAGAGGCCGGUCCUGGUGGCAAAGGUGGUAGGGGUGGUAGACCUGCAAUGUGACAUACAACUUCAAAACUUUGAUUGUUUCAAUGUUAUUAUUAUUUUUCCCGUUCUUUUACAUUGGAUUUUAAGAUUAUAGUAUAAACAUAUCA